This is a messenger RNA of Alnus glutinosa, 3241 nucleotides long. RefSeq names its product disease resistance protein RPP13-like. NCBI's taxonomy places the organism in Eukaryota, Viridiplantae, Streptophyta, Magnoliopsida, Fagales, Betulaceae. Gene Ontology annotation, molecular function: ADP binding; ATP hydrolysis activity. The record is from RefSeq and is a predicted model, not a curated record. Bases 404 to 2986 code for a protein of 860 amino acids. Gene Ontology annotation, biological process: defense response to other organism. The transcript is spliced from 2 exons.
GUUUUCCGAUCAAGUUUUCCUACCAAACAUCCCUAAUUCUCCGACCAAGAAAACCGUGUAAUCAUCUGAAAGUGUCUUUCCAAGAUCGCAACAUGAGCGCCUUCUGAACUCUGAGCGUCUAUCUCCUCUCCAUCGUUUCUUUCCUCUUAAUUAUAUCUUUCUCUCUUUAUCACUCCACCCUAACCAAAAAGACGAAUAGAGCAACGAGAGAGAGAGAGUUGAGAAACAGUUUGUGUGUGGCUUCCCAAAAUCGAAACGUAAACAAUCGUCUUUUACCGAUUGUGAAUCUGUUACCUUUCAUCCUUCCUUCCCUUUUUUCCACUCCCUCCCCUCGCCAGCACACUCAACGGGGAAAAACACUAGUUCAUAAAAGAUUCAAGAGAGGGAAGAUAAUUAAGCAAAUAUGGCUAUCGCCGACAGUGUUGUCAAUUUUCUCUUGAAAAACUUGUUCGAUCUACUCAAAGAAGAAGCAAAUUUCCUUGCUGGAGUGGAGGAUAAAGUCAAUUUACUUCAUGAUGAGCUCAGUUUUAUAAAUAUCUUCCUGGAGAGCUCCGCGGAAAAACGGAAAGAUAAAAUAGUAAAUGAGGUAGUCCGGCAAAUCAGGGACGUGGCUUACGAGGCUGAGGAUACGAUCGACCAUUUCAUCUACAAUGUCGCAAAACACAGGAGGAGGAGCGCAAUAAGGAGGAUGUUUCAUUUACCUUGUAACACAUUGAUGCUUCGAAAUGUUGGAAAGAAUAUAGUAGGCAUCAAGGAGAAAAUCGAAGAAAUCUACAAGAAUAGAGAAAGGUACGGCAUUGAAAGAGUUGAAGCUUCUGGAAAUGCAGUCGAGGAGGAGGCAAUGCACAGACGUAGGAGAGAAGUCGAGGAAGAUGACGUGGUGGGCUUCUUUCAUGACUCGACGACAUUGGUAAAGCAACUUACGGAAGGGAAUCUUAAGCUCGAUGUCAUUUCAAUAAUCGGUAUGGGCGGGCUGGGCAAGACGACUCUUGCCAGGAAAAUAUACAAUAAUCUUCUUGUCAAGAGGCACUUUAACUGCCAUGUAUGGGUGUGUGUAUCUCAAGAUUUCAGAAGUAGAGAACUGUUACUUCAAAUUUUAAAGCAGUUGGGAAUGGGACUUCAUGAAGACAUGAGUGAGGAUGAACUAAAAAAGCAGCUAGUCAGAUGCUUGCGAGGGAGGAGGUUCCUGGUAGUCUUGGACGACAUAUGGAGAGCUGAAGUUUGGGAUGAGGUAAGAUCUAUGUUUCCUGAUAACUCCAAUGGAAGCAGAAUAUUGAUCACUAGUCGAAAUAAAGAAGUGGCGUUAAAUGCAAGCCAUACUGCACCUUGCGAUCUCCCAUUUCUUAACAAAAAUGAAAGCUGGGAACUCUUCCGUAAGAAGGUGUUCCGAGGAGAAACAUGUCCUCCUGAAUUAGAAACUCUUGGGAGACAAAUCGCAGAAGGUUGUCGAGGCUUACCACUUUCAAUUGUGGUAUUAGCAGGCCGUUUAAGAAAAAUGGACAAGUCAAUGCACAUAUGGUCGAAAUUUGUUGGUGAUGUAACUAGUUUGCUUAAUAGUUACGAGGAUACAAUAAUAUGCCAGAAAAUACUAUCCUUAAGCUACACCGAUCUGCCCGGGUACUUGAAACCAUGCUUUUUGUAUUUUGGUAUAUACCCAGAAGACUUUGAGAUCCAGGUAAGUCGAUUGAUUGACCUGUGGGUAGCGGAGGGUUUCAUACAGCGCACUAACAAUAGAUUACCGGAGGAUGUUGCUGAACUAUACUUGGAGGAGCUCAUUGAUCGAAGCUUGAUCCAAGUGGCUCACAGGAGGAUAGAUGGAGGUGUAAAGACAUGCCGUAUCCAUGAUCUUUUGCGAGAUCUCUGCAUAUCGGAGAGUGCGGAAGAGAAGUUUCUAGAGGUUCAUUCAGGUUACAGAAACAAUUCCCGUAGACUAUCCAUCAUCCAAGGUAACGACACUCGUCGAUAUAUGUCUUCAAACCUUCCUGUCCCUAAAAAUGCCCGUUCCGUGUUCUUCUUUGGGACUCAUAGAUUGUAUGGUAGCUGUGUUACCUGGAAAUGGCUAAAAGAAAACUUCAAAUUGCUUCGGGUGAUUGAUUACGUAUCGGAUUCAGUCGUGCCCAAAAGCAUAGAAACAUUUAUCCAUUUGAGGUACUUGAGGAUAGAGGGUCCGAUUCCUAAUAACCUUGUUUUUCCAGAUUCUAUUUGCAACCUUACGAAUCUUGUGACGCUUUGGGCAAAUAUCCUUGGUGCUUCAAAUAAAUAUUUGCCAAAGGGCAUAUUUAAGCUGCAGCGUCUUAGGAAUCUGUAUCUGUCUGAGGGAUGGUCGUUACCUUGGGAUUCAGAGGGAGUUCUAUGGAACCUCCAAGUCCUUUCCAUCUUAACAAUUAACUAUGAUCCUAAAAAUCGUAGUUUCCUUGUCGUACCGGAAAAGUUUCCUAAUCUAAGACAUUUAAAAAUGUUAAUUUAUAGACCGUCGACAUUGGAGGCGGGGCAUGAAGAAGAUUCUUUUCCAAGCCUCCACCAUUUAGCUCAUCUUGAGACAUUGAAAAUUCUGAAUUGCAGAAUGCUUGUUGGAUAUCCGAAUUCAAUUCCAUCGACAGUCACCAAGCUAACAUUACAAAGGGUUGAAAGAGUCGAUGCCUGCGUGGCAGAGCUGGGAAAGCUUCCCAACCUUCGGAUACUGAAACUACAAGGAUUAGGAUAUGAAAAUCAAAAUGUUAGCAUCCACGUCAUUGCACAUUCGUUCCCUCAACUCCAAUUCCUCAAAUUGUGGGAUUUGAGUAUUGAAGAAUGGAGAAAGGAGACAAGUGCAAUGCCAAGGCUUACGCAUUUGGUUAUCAAUCGUUGCCAUGAAUUUACUAGCUCACCAGAACUAUUGAGUUGCACCACUUUGCAAUCUGUGAAGGUGUUCCAGAGUCCAAGAUUGGCUAGAAUGCUUAGAAAUUUGCCGGGGGAAGUUGGGUUUACGCUACUGAUCAAUGACUAGAGACUGAGAACUUCAACGGAUACUGAAAUGGUGUUCAUUUCUAUUACUCUUUUACGAGAUUGUACGUCCUAUUCAAAUGCUAUUAUGAGUUACAUGCGUGGAUAGCUGCCCCAUGCUCUUUGUUUCCUGGUGGGUUGGUUUCAAGUUUCACUAUCUUUGAAUAUUUGGUUUCAAGUUUCUAGUAAUUUGUACUUAUAUUGUUGAAAACUAUUUUAUUUUCAUCGAGUCCAUGGUGUUAUAUUUUAAGCAUUUCCU